GUGGCCUACUUUCGUCUACAUUUAUGUUUUGCGCUGCGAGUGUCGGUUUUAUUUCGCGUUUUAAUUACGAAACUGACAAAAUCUUUUAAUUGCCGAUGAUAAUUUGUUUGUUUUGAUAAGCGCGAUACUUACCGUUUUUUAAUUCAAGUGCGCGCAAGUGGGGGACUUUGUGUUUUGAUGUCGCUGUCGCGCGUUUCAGUAUUAAAGGUUGUGUCGAUUACUUCAUUUCAAUAAUUUCCAAACGCAUUUUUUUACGAUAGCAUGUAUCGGACGCUAAAGAAAUCGCGUCUUCUACUCAUCAAAGUCGACGAAUUUGAACUUGUAGCGCUAGUGUAACCCGCCGUUUUCCGCGAAGGUGCGGGAAAUAUGAAAAUUUGAAAAAGAAUGGUCGCGAAAGGGGACAUUAUUUCGUCCGAGAACUGUAUAGGCAAUGGGACCAACUACCCGGCGCCCAAAUUUCUGCAGGAUUGGACAAUUCAGGAUUCGAGGAGCCAAAGGCUUACAUGGUAUAAACCCCCAUUGACCGUUUUGGUGAUUAAGAAGGUCAAGGAUGUGUCCGUCUAUUCUCCAUUUGUUCAACUCGUGGAAUGGCUAAUAGAGGAAAAGCAAAUGGUUGUGUAUGUGGAGACCUCAGUUGUCGGUGACGCCUAUCUGGACCAGUUUCCCAGUUUCAUUAACAUAAAAGACAAACUGAUGACCUUCAGAGAUGGAAGAGACGAUCUCACAAACAAAAUAGACUUCAUAAUUUGUAUAGGAGGUGACGGUACCCUCCUCUACGCUAGUCUUCUAUUUCAACAGUCGGUGCCGCCGGUCAUGGCGUUUCACUUGGGAUCUCUUGGUUUUCUGACCCCGUUCCGUUUCGACAACUUUCAAGAUCAGAUCAACAACGUACUGGAAGGAAACGCGGCGCUCACCUUGCGUAGCCGACUGAGAUGCGUUAUCGCCAGGAAGGGCAAGUUGGAAGAGUCGAACAACAAUGGUCAAGGUAGAAGAGGAUCGACCAGUCUCUUGGUGUUGAACGAAGUUGUUGUGGACCGAGGCUCUUCGCCGUACCUGUCAAACAUUGAUCUAUUCCUCGACGGAAAACAGAUCACUAGUGUUCAGGGCGAUGGGCUAAUUAUGAGCACGCCGACGGGUAGUACGGCUUACGCCGUCGCGGCGGGCGCGUCGAUGAUUCACCCAAGCGUACCUGCGAUUAUGGUCACACCGAUCUGCCCGCACUCGCUUAGUUUUAGGCCGAUUGUGGUACCGGCCGGCGUCGAACUUAAGGUGUCUGUAUCGCCCGACAGUCGCAAUACCGCUUGGGUUUCGUUUGACGGUAGAAACAGACAAGAACUCUUACAUGGUGAUAGUUUGCGCGUCACCACAUCGAUAUAUCCAGUUCCUAGCAUUUGCGCUCAAGACCAAAUAUCGGAUUGGUUCGAGUCGUUGGCCGACUGUCUGCAUUGGAACGUUCGGAAGCGCCAGAAGCCCACGGACGAACUGACAGACUUGACACAUUCCAGUUCUCUGGACUCGUUGGAGCAGAACGAAUUGUUGGAAAACGGCAGUUAAGACACACUACAUACUUUUUUUUUCAUUUUUGUUGUCAUUGACUGUACAUCGGAAGACAUUCCUAUACCUAAUCUCAGACGAAAUAAAUCUACGACAAUAGCGGGUGCCAAUGUUAUUUAUAUUCAAAUUUUUCUACGUAUUUUUUUGUAAAAAUAGAAAGUUUAAAAUGUGUUACAAUUAAAUAUUUUAAAUAAAACAAGCUUUAUAAGAAUCUCGAUGAACAUAA
This is a messenger RNA of Photinus pyralis (common eastern firefly), 1780 nucleotides long. RefSeq names its product NAD kinase-like. Lineage: Eukaryota; Metazoa; Arthropoda; Insecta; Coleoptera; Lampyridae. Gene Ontology annotation, molecular function: NAD+ kinase activity. Bases 385 to 1554 code for a protein of 389 amino acids. The transcript has 5 exons. Gene Ontology annotation, biological process: NAD+ metabolic process; NADP+ biosynthetic process. The record is from RefSeq and is a predicted model, not a curated record.